Gloeophyllum trabeum ATCC 11539 is the source of this 984-nucleotide messenger RNA. RefSeq lists its product as uncharacterized. Bases 1 to 984 code for a protein of 327 amino acids. Lineage: Eukaryota; Fungi; Basidiomycota; Agaricomycetes; Gloeophyllales; Gloeophyllaceae. The record is from RefSeq and is a predicted model, not a curated record. The transcript is spliced from 7 exons.
AUGUACUUUUCAGUCGAACAUCCUAUGGUUAUGGGAACAUACGUGACCCUGUUCAUCGGAUGCAUCCGCGUACUCGUUACUCGCAAGCCGUCCUCGUAUAUGACGAACAGGAUGCUACUCUUGAUUAUGAUUGUACUGUUCCUGCUGUCUACGGCUGAAGCCGUGGUGGUCUUCCUCGGUACUUUCCUCAGCACGGAUAUUGUGCAGGAUGCGGCGUACCCUGGGGAAACUCUGCAGGCACUCCGGGAGAAGGACACGUCUAAUAUGCUGCUGUCUGUUCUUGACGCCAUCAUCGCCACCAAUAAGUUGAGUUACGGAAAUAUGGCGCUCGUUCACGGUGUGGAAUGGACGGUUCGCGGUCACGCUCGUUCCUCUGGCUGGGUUGACUUUUGCAUCAAGUCAUCGCGCCAUAUUCACAAUCUCGAAGCCUGCGGCUACCUUCUGGUAUAUGCCGACAUAUGUGCAUACAAUGUCCGGCUCCAUGCACCCCUGUUAGAGUCUGCGCCUCCGCCUCGGUUUAUUCGACUCUAUGCAGCUGAAGAGAACUUACGAGCAGCGUACUAUUCCACAAUCCUUGCUACAAAUAUUUUCUUGACGGUGUCAAUCGCCGGCAGAGUAUGCUGGCUAAACCGCAGAAUCCAGGCACAACUCGGGCAGAGAGUAAGGAAUCAAUAUAAGCACGUCGCCGUUCUGAUUAUCGAGUCCGGUGCAAUUUACUCGAUCUGUCUGGUCGCCUCUGUUAUCACUCUGGGGCCGGGACGGCAGAGCGGUCUACUUGAAGGAAGCAUUGUCCCUACGCUUCUGAUAGUCUUGAUUUGUUCUGGCAAAGCAACUGAUCCCACCCUUUCUAUAUCCGCCAGAGACUGUGGAGGAGUAAUAGGGCCCGCACCGCCUCUGGGGUCCGAGAGUGUGGAUGGCCCGGUCCUCGAUAUCACUGGAGAUAAUGUACUCGCACAGAGUGAAAAGCAGAGAGAGAGAGAGUAG